ACCUCUUACUUCCUUCGUAAUUUACGUCAUUGCUGUUGCUCUUGGGUCAUGCUGAACACUAUAUACACAGCCGUAAUUGUCUUUUAGUGGAUUGCUCUUCUACUUUCUAGCCAUUCACUCAACAUUUUUUAUUCACAUUUUUGCUCCUGAAAAUAUAAGAACUCAUCUUGAGCCAUAGAACCAAUAGUCGCUUCUCAAAUGUUCAGCGCCUUUAGUCAUGGCUUUUAUCUUGAAGCUCCUUGGGUAUGGAGGGGAAAAGAAGCCAUUGGUGGAAUGUCAGUGGCUACGUCGGGAUAUUAACCCAGAACAGACCUGGGAAAUCCUUACUGAGCUUGGAGAUGGGGCAUUUGGAAAAGUCUACAAGGCAUGUCAUAAGGAGAGACAGGAGCUGGCUGCAGUUAAGAUUCUUGAAAUUUCCUGUGAAGAAGCCUUGGAGGAUCAUGUUUCUGAGAUCAAUAUCCUUGGGCAAUGCCAACAUACCAAUAUCCUUAAACUCCUAGAGGCAGUUUUUUGGGAUCCAAAGCUCUGGAUCGUAAUGGAGUUCUGUGCUGGAGGAGCACUUGACGGAGUUAUGCUGGAACUGGGGCAUGGUCUGUCUGAGGCCCAGAUCCGGGUGGUCUGUUACCAAACUCUCCUUGGUCUCCAGCAUUUACACUCACAUAAAAUCAUCCAUAGAGACUUGAAGGCUGGGAACAUCCUGCUCACCCAACAUGGAGACAUCCGUCUGGCGGAUUUUGGUGUCUCUGCAGUGAACAGUCAAACCCUACAGCGUCGAAGCUCUUUUAUAGGAACUCCUUAUUGGAUGGCCCCUGAAGUUGUAAUGUGUGAGACAUGCAAAGAUGCCCCAUAUGACUACACGGCCGAUGUCUGGUCUCUAGGCAUUACACUCAUUGAAUUGGCAGAAACUCAACCUCCAAACCAUGAAAUGAAUCCCACUCGCGUCUUGCUCAAGAUCCUCAAGUCUCAACCUCCAAAUCUGAAGAAUCGGUACUUGUGGUCUCAAGACUUUAAAGAUUUUCUUAACAAAUGUUUACAAAGGAAUCCCCAAGAACGAUCCUCAGUCAAUGCACUUCUUGAGCACUCCUUUGUGUCCAAGGAUAUUGACAAUACUCCAUUAAGAGAACUAGUGGCUGAAGUUUUGGCAGAAAUUACAGAAGAAGAAGACAUGAGUCUGAUUAAUGAUGUCCCGGGCAAUGCCCAAAGUCUAGACGUUAUUCUAAGGGAUGCUCAGUCUCCUGGACAUAACUGUUCUGUUAAAACAGCAGAAGGCUUGCAGGACACCCAGGCAAGAAAUUCCAUUAAAAACACAGACCAUAAACCAGCAAUGAGAGUACAAAAAAGAACAAGCUUCUUGAAAGAGAUGCGUAGACGUUCUACUCCUUCAUUGUCAAGGGAAGCCAGAGCAUCUGUUAAAUGGAAGGUUGAAAAUGCACAUCCUGAAACUAAGAAAAGAGAACAUGUAGAAAAGCAGCACAUGACUCCAAUGGAUGUUCCGGUUAAUAUACCAAUCUCUGAGGUAGGAUUAUGUCAAUCUUCUGGAGUAUCUGGAGAAAAUGAGGACAUCUCUAAGGUCAUUGAUUUAGUUGAUAGGCAAGAAAUAGAUACAGCAGACACUCUUUGUCUGGCUAAAGAAGAUUCCAAAGAGAAAGCUAAUAUUGGUCUUCAAAAGAUUCUAACAUUGGUCCAAGAAAAUCAAUGUGAUGUCGUUAAAUCUGUAAAUCAGUCACGCAACAUCUCCAAAGACUCAGACUUGUUUAGUUCUUUAACACCUGCUCCUCAGAGGUGGAGAAGUGAUGAAAAUCUUAGUUCUUUAACCAGGAAACUAGCUAAGACAUGGUCAGUGCCAUGCACUAGUAAAAGAAAUUCCAUUGUUGCUUGGAGAACAUUGGAAACUGAAUUAUCCAGUGGAGAAAACGAUUCACUGAAAAACUUUAAUGAAACUUCACAUCUUUCUAACAAGGAUAAUAAACAACCUAUGCAGUUUAUGGCAAAGUCAGAUUCUAAUAAUAAUGAAGGGAAUAAGACAAAAAAACUAAUAAUUUUUCAUCACAUGAAUGAUGGACGUCAGCCCAUUUUUAGAUGUUCCUGGUCGGAACCUAAAAAGGAGAAGCGUAUUGGAAUAGAAAAACAUCCGCAUUCAUUUUCAUAUGGAAAAAAGGCCUCAGUGAAAUGGAUUGCUAGAAAGGAGCAGGAUGCAGUCAAGGACAAAGUAUUUACAGGGAAGAAGACAUCAUCUUUAGAAUUAAUUGUCAAUUUUGCUUCUGAGGCUACGGCAGAACUUAGUAGACAAGAGGCUUGUCCUCUUGACAAGGAGAGUAUACACACUAAUCUAGUAGGAAAGGAAAAUCUACCAAACUUACAAGAAACUAACUACAAGAGCGAUGAAGAACACCGCACAUCAAAAGGCUAUAAGCAUGUACACAGACCUAGCUCACCAGUUAGUGGUACUGAAAGUAAUAAUCAUUCUGCUAAACAAUUACUAUUAAGACGAUGGACAAUAACAAGUUCAGGAAAAGAAAUUGACAAAAAAUUGUUGAAAAAUGUAGAAGGGAAAGAACAUUUGGGAACAUGGUUACCAGAUGAAGACAAUAAUAUGAUAGUUGAUGAAUGUACUGAUGCUGACUGUUCCUGUGACAGAAGUAUGCCCUUAGGUGGGAGUGAGAAAGAAAAGGAUGCUACUCAGGAACAUCGAGUCCAAAAAAAUGUAAACUUUGCCCGAUGCUCAUGGAGUGUUAAUCCUGCGGACGUCAAUGGUGAAUCCGGUACACAGAAGGAAAAAGCUCAAGGCAAGCUAAGCAUAACGGAGGACUUUACUUCAACUGAUGAGGUGCUUUGUGAAGAUUUAAAUUUGGAUGAAAAGGACAUCUGCUCUUUGGAGACCAGAAAGACUAUCCGUAUCACCAGGAGAUUCAUAGUGGAUGGAAAGGAGAUGCAAGUAUCCUCAUGUAAAUGCAAAGCUCAACCAUACAACAAAGAUAUCAAAGAACGUACAGUUAGGCGCCAGGAGCUACAGCAGCUGAGAGUGCUGCAGAAGGAAGAGAUGAAAGCGCAGAGCCAGCUGGAGCAGCGAAUGCAAAGAGAGAGGGAGAUCAUGUUCCGACACAUUGAACAGGAGAUUAUAAGCAAAAAGCAGUAUUAUGAGCGUGAGAUUGAGGCCUUGGAGAGACAGAUGGAACAGGCACGAGUACGGAGAGAACAGGAGCACACCAACCGCCUGCAGCAAGAUGCCCUCCGAAUCAAGGCUCAGCAUCAGAAAGAGAGGAGCAAGAGGAAAGUAGAGUUGAGGGACAAAAGGCAAGAGGAGAAAUUCCUUGUAGAGCAACAGCAGGAGCUGAACUCCGCUUUACAGAAAGUAGUGAAUGAACAUAAGAAGAAGGUGAUAAGCAUAGAGAGAGAAAACCUCUGCAAAAUCCACAGCCUCAAGAAAGCUCGUGAGUCUGUGAUCCUUAGACUUGAAGAGCGACAUCUACAGGAGAAAUAUCAACUUUUCCGACAUCAGGUGAUUGAACAAUAUUCUCUGCAGAAGCAUCAGCUGCGCAAAAGGCACGAGAAGGAAAUGGAGCGGCUCAAACACUAUCAGGGAAUCUUAUUGGAAGAGCUGAAGAGUCAGCAGCUGCAAGAAAAAGUACGUAGUCAAAAGGCACAGCGUGCAGAAGCUAGAAACCGCCAGACAAUGUUCAAAGAGCGACUGAAAAACCAAGGACUGAGUGCUUCAGUACAGAAAGAACGGAACAAGCAGUUCUUGCAACAAGAAGCGGUCAGACAAAAGGAAGAGUCUCAAAAACUGCAGAAGAAGCAAGAACAAGAGCUUCAGAAGUUUAAGGAACAUCUAGAGGAGACGUGCAGGGAGCUGGUGCAGAUACAGGAAGAAAAAAUGCGAACUUUGCAAGAUCAGGAAACCAAAAAAUUACAACGGUUGGACGCGGAACACAGAAUGGAGUCAGAGCAGUGGCAGGAGCGCCUGCGACUUAGUAAAGAGAACCUUGACUCCGAGUUUGCUACCAGACAGCAGCUGAUCGCAGGGACCGGAAAGCAGAAAUACAAAAGCGCAGACAGGUGCACUUCCUGGUUCUCCCCGUCCUGACAGGCAAUGUACGCAAAGUUUGAGAAAAAACACUUUCCCAUUCAGUUCCCACAUGUAAAUGUUUUUGUUGGUGUGAGAUAUUAAACACUGUUUGGAUUUUGAC
Molecule: messenger RNA, 4187 nt
Organism: Hyla sarda
Lineage: Eukaryota; Metazoa; Chordata; Amphibia; Anura; Hylidae
Product: STE20-like serine/threonine-protein kinase
Exons: 18
Coding region: 218-4084 (1288 amino acids)
Biological process (GO): protein phosphorylation
Molecular function (GO): ATP binding; protein serine/threonine kinase activity
Source: RefSeq, a predicted model, not a curated record